Messenger RNA from Lolium rigidum, 1539 nucleotides. RefSeq lists its product as uncharacterized. Gene Ontology annotation, molecular function: protein binding. The transcript is spliced from 2 exons. The record is from RefSeq and is a predicted model, not a curated record. The coding region runs from base 1 to 1305 and encodes 434 amino acids. NCBI's taxonomy places the organism in Eukaryota, Viridiplantae, Streptophyta, Magnoliopsida, Poales, Poaceae.
AUGGCCAGCAGCAGCGCGAGGCGGUCACCGGCGGCGGCGGAGGCUUCCUCGCGGCCGAAUGCUCAGAGUCCUCCACCACCGAACUUGUCCGUUCAAAGGGAAGUUGGUGUUGUGAAAGGCAGUAAAAGCUCCUCUGAGAAGGCUUGCAAUGCCCCAGUCUCCAUCUCCUCCGCCAUUUGUGCACCCGUAGAUUGGGCAGAACUACUAGACAGCCUUCUCCAUGAGAUCAUUGGUCUAUUCACCUCCUACCAUGACCUUCUCAGAUUUGCCAGUACUUGUCGUUCUUGGCGUGCAGCCUUCUCCUCCUACCCAGCAAAAUUUAAGGUUGCCUUCCCCUUUCUUGUCCUCCAACCUGAUAGGUUGCCCUCUCCCUAUUACCCGUAUGAUGAUAAUUUCUCCAAAACCAAAUGGCAGCUCAUUGAUCCUACCAAUCCAUCAUCCUCAAUUCGCUGUGCAGCGCGCAUGUAUCAUACAUUCCUGGAUAACAUGGACUUUGUAGGAUGCUCGCAGGGUUAUCUCAUCUUUUCCAGCAGGGAACAAUGCCUCCUUGUCGAUGUGAUUACCGGUGCUAAAAUUAGACCACCCGAAUUACCAUACCCGUACAAGAGUGUCAUUGACUGUGCCGUCCUCACCGCACCUCUCUCAUUGCCCAACACACAUCUGCUAGUUUGCACCAAGUUCUCCCUGUUCCAGUGGCGAGUUGGAAGCCAUGCUUGGUCGGAGCAUUGUCUUUGUGAUGAAAAUAUCUGUCAGAUUGUGGUCUUCCAAGGUCAGAUCUUUGCCAUGAACUCUCUAAGGAGGAUCUGUAGUGUGCACUUGGGGCAACAACCCUGUGUCGAGGAUGUAGCAGUAGCAUCUCAAUGGGAAUCCAACAAAGUUAUGGGUGUCCAUUAUCAGCCAUGGCUAGUUGUGUGUGGUGACAUGCUCCUCGUGGUUACGCUCAUACUAGACUAUGGUCACACGCGUGCCAGAUUUGAGGUCUUUCGUCUCGACUUAUCAGUUAAGCCUGCCAUGUUGGUGAAAGUGGACAAGUUGGAAAACUGGGCUCUCUUUGUUGGCACUGAUAUGAGGAGCCCUACCUUUGCUGGCAUGAACCCUGAAAGGUGGGGUGGAAAGAGCAACUACUUAUAUGUUGCAGGCUCAUUCAAAGACUCCACACAGCCUUGGUUCGCGAUCCAGUUGGGUGAGGCAUCUCGACACAUGGAAGAAGAGUUAUAUUGUUGUCGCACCGGAAACGGAAUGUGGACGGGUAUAUUCAGGAAGGGCAUGCAGCCCCUCUGGGUGAUCCCGAGGCAGCAAACUUAGAUGGAAAAAUUCCUGCUUUCAGCCAGAGUCUGCACCCAAGUUGCUGAAGCUCAGCUCCCUGAUGGUGCUAAUCUAUUGCUUGUGACUUUGUGAGUCAGUUUAGUUGCAAUAGAAAGAUGAAAAGAUUGAAGUAAUUUUUCCAAAUCGAAACUGUUGCUUCUUUGAUCCAUCCUGAGUGAAUGAUGCUUCAUCCCUAACCAUGAAGUAAUUAACCAAACCGUUGCUUUUGUGCUC